Amaranthus tricolor (Joseph's coat) is the source of this 916-nucleotide messenger RNA. RefSeq lists its product as uncharacterized. The record is from RefSeq and is a predicted model, not a curated record. Bases 148 to 693 code for a protein of 181 amino acids. The transcript is spliced from 8 exons. Gene Ontology annotation, molecular function: RNA binding. NCBI's taxonomy places the organism in Eukaryota, Viridiplantae, Streptophyta, Magnoliopsida, Caryophyllales, Amaranthaceae. Gene Ontology annotation, biological process: formation of translation preinitiation complex.
AAGAGUUCAAUUUCCACCCGCUGACUGCAUAGAAGAACAUUUAUUCCCUUUCUGCUUGACAAGAACUCUCACAGUCACACUCGCCAUCUCUUGAGAGUUCCUCUGCAAAAGCCGACCUUUUUAUCGUCUCUUCCUCUACACCUUCAAAUGUUCAAGAAGUUCACUUCUGAAGAUGUGUCUGCACAAAAUCAAGUCAAGGCUUCUGUGCAAAGGAAAAUUCGCCAAAGCAUAGCUGAAGAGUAUCCUGAACUUGAACCAGUUUUGGAAGAUUUACUUCCAAAGAAGACGCCCCUGAUAGUUGUCAAAUGCCAAAACCAUCUAAAUCUUGUCGUUGUCAACAAUGUCCCAUUAUUCUUUAAUAUCCGUGAUGGACCUUAUAUGCCAACUCUACGACUUCUCCAUCAGUACCCUAAUAUAAUGAAGAAAUUUCAAGUAGAUAGGGGUGCAAUUAAGUUUGUUUUCUCUGGUGCUAAUAUCAUGUGUCCUGGGCUUACGUCACCUGGUGGUAUCCUGGAUGAAGAAGUUGAGGGUGAGAGGCCUGUGGCCAUAAUGGCUGAAGGAAAGCAACAUGCUCUCGCUAUUGGCUUCACAAAAAUGUCUGCAAAAGAUAUAAGGGCUAUCAACAAGGGUAUUGCUGUAGACACUUUGCAUUAUCUCAAUGAUGGCCUUUGGAAGAUGGAGCGUUUAGACUGAAGUUGUGCAGAGUCCUAAGUUAUCCUAAAUUAACAUUGUGCUGUCCCUUACGCUUUUAUUCUGUCUGUUUCUUGCGAGUCGACCAAAAGUUUUCAAUGAAGUUGUUGCGGAGUUUGCAAAUCUUUGCUCAAUUGAUAGAUGUACUAAAUGAUUUGGACUAGUACAUUGAUUUAAUUUUUUUCUCAAUAUAAAUUUUACAGUAUUUGAAAGUUUUAGAAACUGA